CUGAAAAUAGGAUGAGUGUGUCUCUAUGCAUAUAAAGAUCUUUCUUUCAGUGACCCUCGAAGCUGCACAGCAUAUUCCCCGCUCUUGAACAGAACGAACCUGUCAAAAUAGAAGUGAAUCAUCAUCAUGGCUGCCGUCGAGCUUCUCACGACUAACAUAAAUGUCUACGAAGACCGGGCGCGACAUCCCGAAGAUGCCGUUCAAAAUGACGAUGAAGAGCAGGAAGAAGCCUUCAGUUGCAGUCGCUUUCUUUCUGUUAAGAUGCUUUUAGUUGCUUUGCGUGGGUCGUAUAAUACAUCAUAAUUGAUGCUAUUCUUAGGUGACAUUUUUGUUCUUCUUGUUCUCGGCGGUUCUGACCAAAACUUUGAAAAUUCUUUUUACUGAUCUAAAUUAUAAUGCUAAUAACUAGCCCAUGUGUCAGUCUAUGCUGAAUUCUCAUUUUGUGACAUAGCAAGCAAAAGCAUCUUUGUCUUACAUUCUAAUCCCAUCCUCGGUCCCGGAUUUAUGGUCUGCCUGGCAGACACUGAUGGUCCAUGCCUCAUCACAGCAGCGGCGAGUGGGGCUGAGUACGGCUACUCCCUCGUCCUCUGUCAAAUCGUCCUCAUUCCGAUUCUGUAUUUAUGACGUUAUAAAGGAAACCGAGUACUACUACUGCUUACUCUGAGUCCUGGCGCUUCUACAACUCAUGCGACUCUGACCGCUCCUACAACUUGCAGACCUUGUUACUACUUCACUCCAAGAGAUUACAACUGCAACUUCUGCUGCUAGAAUCGAUAUGGAACUUCAUUGUUUCCCUAGUUUGGGUGACUCUGCCCGCAGAAACAAACUCGUCUAAUGAGUGCUGCGCAGGAACUAACGGUGCGUCUGUCCCUCACGACGCGCAAAGGCCUAACAGAGCUGAUUCGCAUCCAUUUCGGACCCAAUUGGGCGCUCUUCGCUUGCGUUGUCCUCGUCAUCACGUGUGUACUUAAUAAUGUUUAUUUGCUCAGCUUGUUCUUGAAAAAGUAAAAUUUGUCAUUGGAGGUGACGCUGCCGCCAGCGGAUCUGAAUGAAUUUCAUAGAUCAUUGAUUAAUUCUCUCUGUCUCUCAUUUGCCCCUCGUCCACGAAGCAGCGGGAAGGCAUCAGCGCUCUUUUUCUCAGGUCGCGGCUAUGAUCAGCGAGAUAAGUUGCAUCGUCCAAAUCGGCAAGCUCUUCGAUAUUCCACCUAUAGUGUUAAGAGUUGUGACAGUACAUGUUCAUAUUGAAUAUUAAUAGUAGUACAAAUUUUAGUACAUCAAUUAUUGGAUAUCGAUUACACUUACAGUACAUCAAGAGCAAGACAUUCCAGCUAUACUUUUAAGAAUGACCACCAAGACUUCUAUCUCCCUGCGUGUGUUUGGUCAAGCCCACGACCACAAAUAGGUAUCUCUUCUAAUAUCAUCCGCAGUUCUAGUGAUCAUCGUCCUGUUGGCGAUCGUGUGGAGCAAUCGCUUUCGCGAGGUUGAGGUUAUUGGCGUCGCCAUGGGAUCCUGCCAGCUUCUAUUUCUUAUUUUAAGGCUAGCUCUAGUUCUUGUUACUAGGUUCUGCACUUAUUCACCAUAAGGAAGCAAGGGAUUAUUUAUAGAGUUCGUUGCUCGAGUACUUCAUCAUUCAUUAUUGAAGGUUUCCUGUUGCCAAACUUGAACGUUCUUGUCACAAAUACGGUCUCCAUCCACCUCUAACAAGUGUCAUGUUUAUGGUGCGGCCUCAAGUUUUUGGAAGUGGAGGCCUCAUAUACGGUCUGGCGGAAUUCCAUUUCGAUGAUUCUGGAUGGGUUCAACUCCUUGCCGCGAACAUAGGCGCAGUAAUCAUGCCAUGGAUGCUGUUUUAUCAGCAGAGCGCAAGUUGUGAACGGAAGCUGACCCCAAAAGAUAUGACAUACGCAAGAGCGGACACGGUACAACCACUAUAGAUGUGACGUACGCAAGAGCGGACAUGGUACAACAACUACUUAAGAUAUGACGUACGCAAGAGCGGACACGGUACAACUACUAUAGAUAUGACGUACGCAAGAGCGGACACGGUACAACUACUAUAGAUAUGACAUACGCAAGGGCGGACACGGUACAACUGCUAUAGAUAUGACAUACGCAAGAGCGGACAUGGUACAAUUCCUCUAGUAGCUCCAUCCUAGUCCACCUAGUCGUAUCCGUCUUCAUGCAUGAGAAUCAUGAGGCCUGGCCAUCUACCCUAGUAAGUUGCAGAUUCUUAGCUUCACCUUCCGGGAUUCCACCAUCUUUCCCAUCAGAAACGUCUGAUCUCCAUGACGGUCAUUCCUGCCAUUAUUAAAAACGUAACCCCCAACUACAUCAAGAACAUCUUCUUCGUACCUCCACGACUUCUUCGCGACUUUCCUUCUAGGUGA
Messenger RNA from Amoebophrya sp. A25, 2384 nucleotides. The record is from the annotation of a GenBank genome assembly. Lineage: Eukaryota; Dinophyceae; Syndiniales; Amoebophryaceae.